Messenger RNA from Tetrahymena thermophila SB210, 858 nucleotides. RefSeq lists its product as hypothetical. The transcript has a single exon. The record is from RefSeq and is a predicted model, not a curated record. NCBI's taxonomy places the organism in Eukaryota, Ciliophora, Oligohymenophorea, Hymenostomatida, Tetrahymenidae.
AUGAACAAUAGUAAUAUUUAAGAAGAUCAAUUCGGUUCUGAGUAAGAACCUUAGCAAUAGAAGAAUUCUUUUAGCUCAAAUGUGGUAUUCGGGAGAGGGUUCUGGGAAAACUUGACAUCCUAUCAAAAAAGAUUAAGAAAAGAUAUUGAGAGGAGUGAAUUUUUCACUCCAUAUAUUAAAAAAGAGAUGUUAGAAAACUUGUAAAAAGAUCUGGAAAAAGAAGUUAUUGAAGCCAAAAAAGAAAUGGAAAAAGAAGCAAAUAAAUUAAACGCGGAAGAGGAAUAUUUAGUUAAAUAGGAAGCAGACGCAAUUGCUUCUAGAAUUGAUAUUUCUUUAGAAACUAAAAUCAAAGCAAUUUACUUUAACGAAAAUUACGCAUAAAAAAAUAAGUUCUUCAUUUUAAGUGAAAUUAAAUCAAAUGAUCCUUGCACUUUUACUAUUUUACCAGAUAUUCAAUUUAAAGAGAAUGCUGAAUUAAAUAAAUAAAUUUAGGAAAGAAAUUCUCAAUUAGAGUAUCCUUUAGGAUAAGCUUUGGAUCCAAAUUAUAAAAUAACGACACCCAGAAUCAAAAAGGUUUAUAGUUAUGUUAACCCAAAAGCUAAUCUUGAUUUAACAAGAUUUGGUGAAAAAAGGGAUUUCUUCAAUCAGAAAAUAGAGCUUACUGCUUAGUAAUAUUACAAAUCAUUUGAAAAAAAUGCUUUGUUUCAUAGAGGAGCAUAUGUAUAAUUCAUUAAUGUUCAUGACACAAUAUUUAGAAAAAGAAAUUAUGAUUACAGAAAUCCUACUUUGCAUUAUACUUGGCACAGAAAUCCCUUUAAAUAUUUUGCAUAUUCUAAAAGUUUCUAUCAAGCUAAUUGA